Messenger RNA from Melitaea cinxia (Glanville fritillary), 1938 nucleotides. Its product is annotated as paternally-expressed gene 3 protein-like. The transcript is spliced from 4 exons. Bases 44 to 1864 code for a protein of 606 amino acids. The record is from RefSeq and is a predicted model, not a curated record. Lineage: Eukaryota; Metazoa; Arthropoda; Insecta; Lepidoptera; Nymphalidae.
CUUCUGUCGAUGUUAUUCAGUUGCCAGCAUAACUAGAAUAAACAUGUACGCUAAGUUGAUCGUUGCUCUUUGCGCUUUAGGCGUUGCCCACGGCAGCGGCCUCUAUGCGUCAUCUCCAGUAGCGUACGCUAGCCACGCUAUCGCGGCUCCUGCUGUCGUCACUAAGACCAUCACUCCUGCAGUUUCUUCUGUAUCUUCGUACUCAACUCACACUGCCCACGCCUCUCCUGUGGCUUAUGCGGCCGCUCCAGCCAUCGCCACAUAUGCUGCUGCUCCAGCAAUCACCUCUUACGCCGCCCCCGUGGUAACCAAGACUAUUGCACCUGCCACAACUUCCUACUCUUCUUACUCGACCCAAACCGCGCACGGCUCUCCUGUUACGACUUACGCCGCCGCCGCCCCUGCUGUAGCCGUCGCUGCCGCUCCUGCCGUAGCUGUAGCUCCCGCUGUAUCUUCUUACUCUUCAUACUCCUCCCAGACCAACCACGGAGCUAAGGCGUACGUCACACCCGCCUUAACCACUUACGCUGCUCGUCCCGCGUAUGCCAGUUACGCCGCUGGUCCCGCAUAUGCCAGUUACGCCGCUGGUCCUGCAUAUGCCACUUACUCCGCUGGUCCCGCGUACACCACUUACUCCGCGCCUGCGAUCACCUCAUACGCCAAAUCUUACGUUGCCCCCGCUGUUUCCGCCUACGCCGCCCCUACGUUUGCCACUUACGGUAAAUCGUAUGUUGCCCCUGCCGUAUCCGCGUACGCCGCACCUACCUACUCUUACGCCGCAGCUGCCCCCAUUAUCAAAUCUGCCAUCUCCUACUCUGCCGCUCCCGCUGUAUCUCACGUUGCCUACAGUGCCCACGGUGCCAACUAUGCCUGGAUUGAAUACGCGGUGCUAAAUCAUCAGCAAGUUGACGUGACUACUGAGCCAUUGAUGGUCGCACUUUGCGCUUUGGGCGCUGCCUACGGUAGUGGCCUCGUAGCUCCCGUGGCAUACAGUAGCCAUGCUAUCGCCGCUCCUGCAAUAUCAUCUGUGUCUUACUCGACCCACACCGCACACGCAGCACCCAUUGCUACAUAUGGCGCUGCUCCUGCAGUCGCUACUACUUACUCUGCGGCUGCUCCCGUGGUAGCUAAAGCCAUCGCCCCCGUCGCUACGUCGUAUUCGUCUUACUCGUCGCAAACCUCUCAUUCUGCGCCUAUCUCAACAUACUCAUCUGCUCCUGUCAUCGCGAGAUCUUAUGCUGCUCCUGCCAUCACAACAUCAUACGCUGCCACUCCAGUUGUCGCCACAUCUUACGCUGCUGCACCUGUAGUUACCAAAACCAUUACCUCACCAGCAGUGACUUCAUACUCUUCAUAUUCGACUCAAACAUCUCACGGUUCUCCUGUCGCGACUUAUGCUGCAGCUGCUCCUGCUGUAGCCGUUGCUGCUACCCCUGCUGUAGCUGUGUCGCGCACCAUUGCACCCGCAGUGUCUUCUUACUCCUCUUACACUACUCAACUUGGCCAUGGCGCUAGAGCGUACGCGUCCCCUGCGAUUGCCUCAUACUCUGCACCCGCCUUUGCCUCGUACGCGGCUCCAGCAAUCACCUCCUAUGCUUCUCCAGCAGCCACCUCUUACGCCAGGACAUACUCAGCCCCAGCGAUCGCCUCAUACGCCAGGACCUACUCUGCCCCAGCAUUUGCAUCUUAUACUAAGACUUAUGCUGCCCCAGCCAUCGCUUCGUACUCUAGAACCUACGCAGCUCCUGCUAUCUCCACUUACGCUGCCGCUGCCCCUGUAUUGAAAUCAACUGUGUCAUACUCUGCUGCGCCUGCAGUUUCACACAUUUCAUACAGCGCACACGGCGCUAAUUAUGCUUGGUGAAUCAAUGAAAAGUGUUUAUUGUUGAUGUAUUAAAAAGUCGAAAUAAAAAAAUAUAAAAAAAUUAAGUGAAGUAA